AUAGUGCCGGACGGGAAAUAACCCGAUAAAUACUCUUCUUUAUUUUUUUUUUUAAUUAUUUUUUAAAAUUACUAUUAUUAUUAUUAUUAUUAUAGUCACUGUGUAAAUUAAAAACCUGGCAGCUCCCGGGGCGGAGCGUCACUCCUGACAGCGCCGCAGAAACUCUCCUUGACACCGCACUCUUCUUCUCUUCUUCUCCUCCUCGGCGCAGCGCAACCAGAGGGAGUUUACACCAAAAGUCCAGAGAUGGUGACUUUACGCCCGGGAUCAGAAGAGAGCCCGAACUGAACUCCCCGGCCACUUUGCUUCUUCUCCUGCCCGCCGGCUCCUCCUCAUCAUCAUCAUCAUCAUCUUCAACCCACGCCGACGAGUCCUCCGAAGUUUUGUUUUUGUUUCUGCUCUCUCUCUCUUUCGCGAGAGGGUGCGCGGCGCAUGUGGAAGAAGAAGAAGUGAGUCCCAGGCAACGUUCAUGCGUUUUAAAGUCGACCACAAGUGAGACGAGGGUGUUGGAGCUGAAAGUCUCUUAUCUCUAAUGAUGUCUUCCAUGCGAGCAACGCCUCCUUUCCACCCACCGCCAUCCGAGGAGGCGGACGCCACGGAUCAGGAUAACAACGCGGCCUGGGCCGGAGACGAGCGGGAUGGCCUGACGGAGACGGUCCCCGGCACGACCCCGCCACGCGACCGGCCCUGCCCGGACGAGCCCCCGCUCGCCGGGAAGAAAACGCCGGCCGACAUCAUCGAGUGGGAGACAGUCGCCCCGACCGUAAUGGACAAUGAAGGCAGCAAAGGCUGCUCUGGCUACCCUUACCGGACUAACUCUACCUCUCCUACCAAGCCGGAGGAGUGUUCCAGGGAUCGAGGGGAGUCGGUGAUCGGCCUCGCCUUCGGGACUCCCGAGCGGCGUAAAGGAAGUCUGGCAGACGUGGUUGACACACUGAAACAGAAGAAGCUCGUGGAGCUGACCAAGUCGGAACAAGACGAACCGUCCUGCAUGGUGAGGUUACUUUCCAAGGACUGGAAGGAUCACGUUGAAGGCCUCAACGCCGGCGAGCUGCUGGGGGAGGUCAAAGGUACGCCCGAGUCGCUCGAGGAAAAGGAGCGCCAGCUGUCCACCAUGAUCGGUCAGCUGAUUAGUCUGCGGGAGCAGCUGCUGGCCGCCCACGACGAGCAAAAGAAGAUGGCCGCCUCACAGCUAGAGAAGCAGAGACAGCAGAUGGAGUUGGCCAGGCAGCAGCAGGAGCAGAUUGCCAGACAACAGCAGCAGCUUUUGCAGCAGCAGCACAAGAUCAACAUUCUCCAGCAACAGAUUCAGGUCCAGGGUCACAUGCCUCCUCUGAUGAUCCCCCUGUUCCCACACGACCAGCGCUCUCUGGCUGCCGCCGCCGUCGCACAGCAAGGCUUCCUCUUCCCGCCCGGCAUGUCCUACAAGCCAGGUGAGAAUUACCCAAUGCAGUUCAUUCCGUCAACAAUGGCAGCCGCGGCGGCCUCUGGACUCAGCCCGCUACAGCUGCAGCAGCUGUACGCCGCACAGCUGGCAAGCAUGCAGAUCUCGCCGGGAGCCAAGAUGGCGCCCCUCCCGCAGGCUCCCAACUCCUCCGGUCCGCUUUCACCCUCCAACCUCAAGAGCGAGAAGCGAGCGUCCAGCCCCGUGACUCAGAUUAAGGAAGAAGGAUCCACACAGCCAUUGAACCUCUCCGCCAGACCGAAGAUGGCCGAGCCGUAUCGCUCUCCGACGUCGCCCACGCAGAGCCUGCUGCCCGGAAACAAGACCAGCCCAGGUGGCCUGGGCAAGGGUCGCAUCCCGAGCCCCAUCCCCAGCAUGGGCCGAAACGCCUCCCUGGACAUCUUGUCCAGCCUUAACUCGACAGCGUUGUUUGGGGACCAAGACGCGGUUAUGAAAGCCAUCCAGGAGGCGCGGAGCAUGAGGGAGCAGAUCCAGAGGGAGCAGCUCCUCCAUCAGCAGCAGCAGCCGGGCCACCAGAGUCUGGAGGCCAAGCUGUCCGCACUCAGCAGCAUGAACCUCAACAACAGCAACAAGGAGCGGCUUCACUACGAGACUCUCAGCCAGCAUCUGGGGAAGCUUGGGGAGGACACAGGGAAGAUGGUCCAUCGAGUCAUCGACCUGACGAGACCAGAGGAUCUGGAUGGGAAUAAUAUCACAGAGGCACGAGUGUUCAGAGAGGCACGAGGCAGGAACAGCAGCGAGCCCCACAUCAAGAGGCCCAUGAACGCCUUCAUGGUUUGGGCUAAAGACGAAAGGAGGAAGAUCCUGCAGACUUUCCCCGACAUGCACAACUCCAACAUUAGCAAGAUCCUGGGUUCUCGCUGGAAAGCUAUGACCAAUCAGGAGAAGCAGCCGUACUAUGAGGAGCAGGCCCGCCUCAGCAAGAUCCACCUGGAAAAAUAUCCCAACUACAAGUACAAGCCGCGGCCCAAGAGGACCUGCAUCAUCGACGGCAAGAAGCUGCGCAUCGGGGAGUACAAGCAGCUGAUGCGCUCGCGGCGUCAGGAGAUGAGGCAGUUCUUUGUGGGGCCUCAACCCCAGAUUUCUCUGGGCAACAGCUCAGGAGGCGUUGGAGUUUACCCUGGCGCUAUCACCAUGGCGACAACGGCGACGCCCUCCCCGCACCUGACCUCGGACUGCUCGAGCACGUCAGCCAGCCCCGAGCCCAACAUCCCCGUCAUCCAGAGCACGUACGGGGUGAAGUCCGAGCCCGGCGGCGGCAGCAACGGUACGGGCGUCGGCGCCAUGGAUCUCCCCGGUGACCCCGCAAACGGAGACGACGACAUGGACAUGUACGAGGACUUUGAGGACGAGCCCAAAUCGGACUAUAGCAGCGAGCACGAGACGCGGGAAGUGGUCAGCGCCAACUGACCACGAUCUGGGGGCGGGGGGACGAGUAAAACAAAAACGUGACAAAAACAACGACUCCCUUUACGUCCAGAGAGACGAACUCUGGGAACAAAGUUCAUGGCGGAGGUCAUCCGGGAAGACUUUUCACCGAGCAUGCCCAGGCAAGAGCUGGAAGACUUGUAGAACAGUGUCUUGACAGGCGCCCCGUUGAAGAGAAACGGGCCGAGGAGGGAGAAGGUGUCCCACGAACACGACCUCAACAAUCAUUCAGACUUUGAGCUGACAUGGAGCUGCAGUUUCCUACACUCCGACAAUCGUUAAAGGAGCAAGAGGAGAGAGAGAGCGAGCGAGACAAUGAACAAAUGAGCAGCAAACGCAUCACAACGCGGUGUGGUUUGUAGAGAGCAUGCAUGUUUUUUUGUUUUUUUUCACGCAUCACAAAAUGCUCUUUGACAGCUAUUUGGUCUUAAAUGUGUAAAAGAGUGUGUUAGUUUGACUAUUAUGAUGUAUUUGACUUUUCGUGACCCCGUUUGGUUUUCUGUUCCAUCGACCUCUGACAGGCCUCACUGCCUGGACAAACUCUGGACUGUCGGAACUUGAAAUUUAGAAAGUUUUUCAUAUAAAUUCUGAUUUGUGUUACCUUCUUAGUCUAACCUUACUUUCAACAUAGUGCUAAGCCUUUUCCCCCGCCCCCCUACAAACUGCUUAUAUUGCAUUACUGUUAGUUUUUUUUUUUUUUUUUAAGAAAUAUCCCAGCUCAGGUAUGAUGUGCCAGCUUGUGAAUGUCGUUUUUUUUUCUUUGUUUCCAUAAAAGUAGGACUUUAAUCUGUUCCAUAGAUAGGAUUUUUCAGACUGUCAUUGAAAUAUAGGGAGUUAAAUCCCUUAUUAUUAUUAUUAUUAUUAUUAUUAUUAUUAUUAUUAUUAUUAUUAUUAUUAAGGAAGGAAAAACCCAUACAUUGUACAGUUUUCUUCAGAUGUGCCAAACAUUCACAUUGUCCCUGGAUGUUGUAGUCUUAAUUUCCAAUGCUGCAAAAAAAACGAAGAAAAAAAAAAGUCUUAUACAAUCACGUUUUUUCUAUCUGGUGUGAUAGAUUGUUCUUUUCUCUUUUGUUUGUUUGUUGUUAAGUAAAAUGCUGGUUCCCCUCCUGGUCCAGUCGCAGUCAGAGCUCAGGGAGGACGCGUCUUCGUCACGCUUUCCCCCCCAGUCACACGAACGCAUCGCAUCGUGUCGAAGCCGCUUCACUUCCAGACACAUCGUAGCAGAGUAGCUCAUUUUAUUUCCAGCUGCACUGGUGCUUUCAUGAACCACGUUGCUCUUAGUUCCUUCACGCCAAAGCAGUUCGCUCGAAGCUUAGCGUAGUGCUGCAUCAGCACUUAUGACCGGCCCUUUAAAUCAGGCUAACGACAGAGGUACUUUUUAGCUUUUUUUUAAAAAUUUAUUUAUUUUUUACACCUUAAAUUAAUCAUUUCUGAAGUGAUGUUUUGGUAAAUCCUUGGAAACACUUGACAUUUUACCUGAAUUACGUGACUCUUAUUUACUGUAAAUCCAGAUUAGUUGGAGUUUGAGGCAGAACGUUCUAGCUUGUCCGAGAGCCGAACAUAAAACGGGCUCUUAUGGUUUUAAGUCAGGCCUCAAAACCUCUUACAAUGUAGCCAAAUGUUAUUUUACAAACUAUUGCUCUAUAAAUUCAUCCAUAAGGAUUUUAGUAGCUGAUUUACAAUUAUCUUGAGACUAUACAUUACAAUAUUAUUUAAUUUUAAAAAAAUUAAAUAAUAUGUCUAAACAUUUAUAAAUAAUAAAAAAAAGAAAAUCUGCAUCAAGGUGCAUCUCUAUCAUAAACUGCACUGUUUAGUGUUUUUUUUAAGAAAAUAGAUGACGGAUGUUUAAAUGGGGGGAAAAAAGAGGUCGGAGGUCGUGCACUAUUGAUUAUGUUCCUGUGUGAAACAUAUAGAAAGAGUGGAACAUGUGAAAUGGUCCUGCUCAAAGUUGCUGUCUGAUGUGAUAUUCAUACUCCAAAAAAUUAAAGGUGUUUUAGCAGUUUGAGAGAGAGCUAUUUUACCAAAAUAUUAACAUUAAAUAUAGUUUUCAAUGAGUUAGUUUCUGCGACCACACGCGUGCGCUAUUCGUUUCUCUUAGGAAACAAAUAUUGUUCUUCCCUCCGCCUCCGAGCUUCAAGUAAUCACUGUAAAUAUGCAUCCAGUGGAAACGUAAUUACAGUUUAGUUUAUCUGUAAAUUGACAUGAACUGUUUUUAAGAUUGUUUUUGUUUUAAGACAGUAAAAGUUUAUAUUUUUCAGUCUCCUCUCAGACUAGACUUUAGCUUCAACUUUCUGGUUCAACUAAUCUGGAUUUAUCCAAAACAUUUUUGGGUCGCCUUUCAACAGAACCUCACUUCAAAAAUCAUGACCUGCCCCUUUAAGAAUAGCUGAGUCCUGAAAGGACGUCUGAAGCUCUUCUUACUCAGAUUCAGACGAAAGGUGGGAGAGCCGUUGCAGAGAUGUGAUUAUUGUGGGUUUUGUGUUUUCAAUUUGUCCUAAAAUGUCUCCUAGCUUGUUUACUAUAAUCUUCCUCUUAGAAUAAUGUGAAAAUUAUCUGAAAACUCGCACAUUUAAAGGCAAAACUAAACAGGUCGGUUAUUUUAAAAAGAUGACCUGUUGUAUUUUCGCAUAGUUCAAAAUUAGGGCUUCACCAUUUGAUGCAUAAUGAUGCUGAGGGGAAAAACAUUUGUGCUCACUCAUAUGUCAAAUCUUUUUUUUUUAUUUAAAAAAAUCUGGUACCCUGGGUGCUUUUUAAACAUUUUAAUUUUCUGCUUCAUGACAAAAUUUCUCCUUGCAACUAUUUCCAUCUGUAUUUAUUAGGACUGAACAUUGUCUUUAGCUCCUGUUACAUUUCUGUUAGCAUCAUACACAUAUUAAGCACUGGAUAUUAAUUCUGAUGUACUUUUCCUGUUUUUUUAUUUUUUAUUGACUAAUGUGAAGUUAUUGUUUGAUUUAAAACAUUACAAAUUAGUCAAAUAAAAUCAGUUUUUUUUUUGAGGGGGGCCUCGGUGUUGCCAGGCUCCAUUAAAAUUGCCAUUUCUUUCAAUGCAUUUUUAAAAGUGAUUAUUAUUGUUUCAUUUAUUUAAGCGGACUUUGUUUCUCGCAGCUCUGAACGGGCCACGCCGCCUCCGAUCUCUUUUGAAAAACAAGAAAGAAAAAAACGUAACCUCAUGCUCUUGUUAGUCGUGACCUGCGGAGGCAGAGCACGCGUUUUCAUGGUCACACGCAUUUUUAUUUUUGUUUUUUUCUUCUUUUUUUUUUGUGAUGAGUAUUGUAUUUGAAAUUUCAAUUGUGCGUUUUAACAUUUCAUUGUAUUUAUUAGCCUGCUUUGGCUCUAAAAAGUGUCAGUACAACUUGGUGAGAGAGACAAUCUGAAAACAAAAAUAUAUAUGAAUAAAAAAAGAAAAGACUUCA
Xiphophorus maculatus (southern platyfish) is the source of this 6306-nucleotide messenger RNA. RefSeq names its product transcription factor SOX-6-like. Gene Ontology annotation, cellular component: nucleus. The record is from RefSeq and is a predicted model, not a curated record. The transcript has 16 exons. Gene Ontology annotation, biological process: positive regulation of chondrocyte differentiation; regulation of transcription by RNA polymerase II; cell fate commitment. The coding region runs from base 533 to 2875 and encodes 780 amino acids. NCBI's taxonomy places the organism in Eukaryota, Metazoa, Chordata, Actinopteri, Cyprinodontiformes, Poeciliidae. Gene Ontology annotation, molecular function: DNA-binding transcription factor activity, RNA polymerase II-specific; RNA polymerase II cis-regulatory region sequence-specific DNA binding.